Molecule: messenger RNA, 1096 nt
Organism: Arabidopsis lyrata subsp. lyrata
Lineage: Eukaryota; Viridiplantae; Streptophyta; Magnoliopsida; Brassicales; Brassicaceae
Product: RING-H2 finger protein ATL79
Exons: 1
Coding region: 386-886 (166 amino acids)
Biological process (GO): protein ubiquitination
Molecular function (GO): transferase activity
Source: RefSeq, a predicted model, not a curated record
GUAUGUGUAUGAGAAGUUCAAAUCUUUAACUCACAAUAUCGUCGAAGACAUUUGUUUAGGAUAUGAUAGAAACUAAAUGAGCAUUUAAAAUUUGAAGAAAACGGAAACUGUAGAGUUGCCUUGGCAGGAGGGGAAAGCAUUAUCAUGAAGAAUCUGGUCUACAAAUAUGGGAAAUGGACAGAUGUAUCUGUUCACCACCAAUCCAUCUUCAUAACUCAAGUGGUCCCUUUCUCUCGACCCAUCCACGUCUCCUUCCUCACAAGUAAGACCAAAUUUAGCCACCAUUUGGUUUCUGUCAUCUUCUCUUUAAUUAAUGCUCUCUUUUGUUCUCUCUCUAUAAACACAACAAGACAUGAAAGGUUUUUGGGAACUUGUCUGAGUUCCAAUGCGGCUGCUGCUAUCAUCUGAUCCCCAACCCGAACUUACGUCUACAUGUACCUCUCAGAGUUGCGGCUGGAAGCCUUACUCUCAUUCAAAUGACUUUGCUGCCAACGCGUUCCUCCUUCUCAUCAUCCUUUUCUGUUCUUUCAUAUGCGUCCUCUCUCUCCACGCUGCCAUCCGUUGUUGCCUCCGUCCAGUCCUCCAACAUGUCCCUAAGCCCGACCCGGAUCUUGAGGCCACCCAUCCGGACGCUGCCCCGACACUUGUCUACUCCCCGGGCCUAAACCUAGCAGGCAAUGAAGCAGAGUGCAUCAUUUGUUUGUCUGAAUUCCAAGACGGUGACACCUUACGCGUGUUGGAGAGAUGCAAACAUGGAUUUCACGUUCAUUGCAUCCAGCAGUGGCUGUCCUCCUCCCAUUCCUCUUGUCCCACUUGCCGGACAAACAUCUUCUCCACCCCACCUCAACUUCACUCACAAAGCUUACCACUAACGAGUACAUCUUAGUCAUAUGGUAGCUUCCUGGUCUUGCCCACUUUUUUACUCUUUAUUUUUCUUUACCACUUCACACCUCUAUCAUGUUUUCCAAGUUAGUUUUAAUUUGUUACCUUUGUCGUUUUAAAUUCCAUAAAAUCAUAAAAAUUGCACACACUCUAAAAUUGAUGUAAAGUCACUUCUGUGAAUCAUAUAUACAAUGCAAAAAAAACUAAAGACCAA